Messenger RNA from Amoebophrya sp. A25, 3249 nucleotides. NCBI's taxonomy places the organism in Eukaryota, Dinophyceae, Syndiniales, Amoebophryaceae. The record is from the annotation of a GenBank genome assembly.
CUGUAACUACGAGCAGACUCGUAGGUUUGAGAUAUGUCUGAUGCGUAUUGAGUGUUGGGUGGUAGCUUUCAACAAUAAUCGUGUAUUAUAUACAUCGCGACCGCAUUUUCGAAAAUAUGAGCUUGCUGAGUGCUGCAACUUAGAGUAAUCGGUCGUGUCGUGUUAUACAAAACAAGAUCACCAACAAGGGAACGUCGAAGAUAUCGAGCAUCAAAGAAAUCGUGUUUGAUAAACAGAGAGUGAAAGUGGAGAUAGUCAACAUCGUCUGUCGUGUAGAGCGAAUCUUCUGUUUGAGGGAUAUCCUCUGUCUCCAUGACUUUUAUCUUCAUCAUCUUGAUCAUCUUCUAGUGCUCGAUAAAGAUAAUUCGACUCACCAUGAACGUAAUCACAGGUCAAUUUAUUUUCGUGAUAGAACUAGGUGAUUUCUUAAUUUGGCGAAGUCCUCAGAUGUUUGUUGAGGAGUCGUUUCGUGUAAGACCGCAUUGAAAAAACGUGUUCCCUUACCUCUGGGAACUCCCCCUUCGUUGCGCAUCAUACCUCCAAAAACCCUGGUUGCUCUUUAUGUCGUCAUGAUCAACAGCGUAAUUACUUAUGCGACGUAAGAUUUUUAUGUUUUUCGAUCAUAUCUUCAUCAUCUUCAGGCGACAAACAUUUGAAUUACGCCAACAAAAAUCAAAAUGAUGGCUCUUUCUCAAAAAAUUAGGUCGGACGAACAAUCGUCUUGUUCAGCCCUCCCAGACAUAAUUUCAAUUUCCUUCUCCUAUUCCUCGUCUAGUAUUUCCGGCAAUACUUUCAGACAAAGUUUUUAUCAGAGUCAGAAUAUCUCAUCUUCCAGGAAUUGUAGUUGCAGGAACAAUAAAGAUGGUCGUGCGUGGGUCGGGAACCCGCGUAGUGCCGCCUAAUAUUUCUGCAGCCAUCAACAGUGGAGCUGGGAAAUCGGAAGGGAAAGACGCAAUAGCAUUACACUUCGUGAAAAUAGUACUGCGAACUUUGAUCUGCUUCUUGCUCGGUUUUAUCUUUCUGUCCGAGUGGGUCAUCGAGUCGAUCUAUAGCGGGACCCUCUCAUUCUGGAAAGCGCCGCCAAAAGGGUACUUCAUAGCUGUGCGCAACGCGGCCUCUAGUGGCGGUGUAGCUCCUGAUUUGCGCCGCCCUGCCUCCGGUGCGUCGAGCGCUUCACGAAGCUCAAGCAGCAGCAAAGGAAGUAGCGCAGCAACAGAAUCAAGCACUGCUUCUUCUACUUCAUCUAGUACUGGAGGAGGCAGUGGUUUGUUUUCGUCUAUUCGUAGAAACGCGACGACUUCUAGCAGGGGCGCAGCAGGAGCAAGCGCGUCACCUCCUUCUCCUCUGGCAGCAGACGUUGAGGAGCAAGCGGCCGGGCUCCGACACUACGAGGGCACCGUAACGGGGGUAAAUAUCGCAACCUCUCCUUCGUACUCCUACGAACAAUACGCGACGUUGAAACUUGACAACAAGGCAGGUUAUCAAUUAUCGCAGCUGUUGAAUUACCCCUAUCUACCGCAGCCGUCUCAGAGCGCCUCGUCUUGGGAAGUGGAGCGGCUUCUGGACGUGCAUAACUACCUCGACAGGUACCUCGAAGCCAGUUUCCGCGUUCGCGAGAGGCGGGAGAACAGCACAGCGAAAUCAAACCAAACUUCGAAGUCGAACAAGACCUCUUCUAUCUUCGUCGAGGACGAGAAGUGGAUCAAGGAUUGGGCGUACACGUUCUUCACUCUUGAUUCUCCACCAAGCAAGGGGACGAAUACAACUAGUAGCAGUGGCUCGACGUCUACUUCCUCUUCCUUCUCGAACGGCUCUUCUAGCUCUGCUGCAUCUUCAUCAAAAUACGGAGAUUCGACCGACCCCAGGAGUCGUAGCAUCUUCAGCCGGAGAAUCAGAAACACGACUGGCACGUCUGCUGACCUAUUUGAUCUUGAAGACGAGGAGGAGCAGGAUCUCUGCACCGGUGAAGAGGGAGACUCUGCUGCUUCUUCUGAUGAGGAUCUGCCGUGGGGCGACAUUGCAGAAGACGAGCCCUUAACUUCCGAAGACGAAGGGGAUUUUGACUCUCUAGAGGAGGCCGGAAAAGAAGGCGCCUCUUCUCGCACGAAGCGUCAAGGAACCAGACGGAGUCAGAAACCAAGAAGUUGCAGAUCAUUUUCAUCCAAAAGAGCCUCGUCGAACAAGGACACGACCAAAACCGGCAGAGGGACUCACUCGGCUCUUGACAAAGACCUGAAAGAGCUUCUUUCGAUCGCAGAGCAGCGUCUGAGAAGUAAAGCUUCGUUUAAGAGGUUCUUCAGCGACUCAGUGGACGACGACCAACAGAGGAGUAACGACGAGGGCACUAAGGGCGGCGCUGUGGAGGUACGCGACACCAACAAAGGGAAGCCACGUUCUCACGCGAAGGAUCUGGAUGCAUGGAAAGAGGUUUUGUCUGCUCUGAAAGACAUAGAAAAGCUCGUCACAUCCUCCUCAACGAUCAAAGCGCUGCUGCUAGAAAAGGGGAAGAAAACGAGCAGCCGUCUAGAUCAGAUCCUCGCUUUGCAGGCAACGGAGCGACUCUCUUGGACCACUCGCGAGGUGAUCGACUCCAUCACAUCAGGAAGCGGCAAAGGAACAGAAGCAACAUGUCCAGCGACGACGACAUCAACUACCGUAACGGCCACUAGCCGCGCUCAAGAUAUCGAAGAAGUACCAUCUGAGGAACGCGGUGAAGACGAUCUUAUUCCCCCAUCUGCAUCCUCCACGAGGAGCACGACAUCAAAUCCGGAGGAUCUUGAUCUUCUAGAAGGUUCUACAACAAGUUCUGCUUCGUCCAGCCCAUCUCCCUCCUCGAGUCCAUCUACUCACUCCAUCUCUGGCACGUUUUCCUCCGAGCACCUGUCUAGUCCUGCAUCUGCAGAUACUUCCGAAGACGAUUCCGCUGGACACGAAAACUACGGUACUGGUAGUGACCACGAUCCCAAUCUUGACGAUCUCCAGCUUGAUGACCACUACUACGAGGAGUAUUAUCAAGACGUUGAUGACUUCAUAGAAGAUACAGAUGAUAGUCAAGGAGCAGGAGGGACUCAUCAGGACGACUUCAAUAGUCAACGAGAAAAAAUUUUAGAAGAACAUCAAUCACCAGCGACGAGCUUGAACGACCAGGAUACGGACGUGCUGGCUUCCGAAGAUCUUCCCGUAGCAGAGCUGCCACAAGACCAAGACGCGACGCAAGCUUCCCAGACUGCCCGCGUGGACGAGUUGUAA